Molecule: messenger RNA, 1463 nt
Organism: Hippocampus comes (tiger tail seahorse)
Lineage: Eukaryota; Metazoa; Chordata; Actinopteri; Syngnathiformes; Syngnathidae
Gene: emx2
Product: empty spiracles homeobox 2
Exons: 3
Coding region: 442-1185 (247 amino acids)
Biological process (GO): central nervous system development; neuron differentiation; regulation of transcription by RNA polymerase II
Cellular component (GO): nucleus
Molecular function (GO): DNA-binding transcription factor activity, RNA polymerase II-specific; RNA polymerase II cis-regulatory region sequence-specific DNA binding
Source: RefSeq, a predicted model, not a curated record
UGUUGCCGCCGAGCGGACGAAUCCUGUCGGCGUUGCGUUCGAGUCCGCCUCUCUGAGCUCAGGCCGCUUUGCCAUUGCCGCACUUUAAAGCGGCUCGCUACUUCUCCACCUUAAGGCGAGCGGCAGAGGCAGCGGCCAAUCAGCAUGCCAUUAGCGACUUCACAGGAAGCUGUUUAUGGGAGUGCAGCGCUAAUUAGCCUCAUGAACUAACACAUCUGCCCGCACCGAGUCACGGAGGAAAACGAUCACAUCCAUGGAUUAGUCUGGGAGCUCACGGACACUUUUGAUUUGACGUCCUUCUUCGGUGUCCGCCGCGGCGGGUGCGUGCUGCGCUUUUGCUGAACUUCGACGCCGCGCGCAACAACUUUCGCCUCUUUCCCAACUCUGGAGUAUUUUCCGCGAUAACUUCCACUUAAACUGGGGAACCCGGACCAUCGCGCCAUGUUUCAACCCACACCCAAGAGGUGUUUCACGAUAGAGUCGUUGGUGGCCAAGGAUAAUCCGGUACCGGCGUCCCGCACGGAGGAGCCCAUCAGGCCGGCGGCUCUCAGCUAUGCAAACUCGGGCCAGAUGAACCCCUUCCUCAACGGUUUUCACUCCGGCGCCAGGGGCGUCUACUCGAACCCGGACUUGGUGUUCGCCGAGACGGUAUCGCAUCCGCCCAACUCGGCGGUCCCGGUGCAUCCGGUGGCCCCGCCGCACGCCCUGGCCGCUCAUCCGCUCUCGUCUCCUCAUAGUCCGCACCCGCUUUUUGGCAGCCAGCAAAGGGACCCCUCAACCUUCUACCCCUGGUUAUUACACAGAUAUAGAUACUUGGGACACAGAUUUCAAGGUAACGAAACGAGUCCCGAGAGCUUCCUUUUGCACAACGCGCUGGCCCGAAAGCCCAAACGAAUCCGCACGGCUUUCUCACCGUCGCAACUCCUGAGGCUCGAACACGCCUUUGAGAAAAAUCAUUACGUGGUGGGAGCAGAGAGGAAACAGCUCGCGCACAGCCUUAGUCUCACAGAAACUCAGGUAAAAGUGUGGUUUCAGAACCGAAGGACAAAGUUCAAGAGACAGAAGCUGGAGGAGGAGGGCUCCGAGUCGCAGCAGAAAAAGAAGGGCUCUCAUCACAUAAACCGCUGGAGGCUGGCCACCAAACAGUCCAGCCCGGAGGAAAUCGAUGUGACUUCGGACGAUUAAAAUGAGACUCAAACGUGCUUCUGAGCGGAGGAGGACACGAAUACAGGAUACCGUGGGAAGACAGUCGGGUCAAAUAACCCGAUGUCUCAUUUCACAUCCCCGAUGGGCAGCUGAAGCCGACGGAAGGCCAGCUGCGCGUGGCCCAGCUGUCACCCUGCAGCUCCGUCAGUCCAAAAGAACCAGGAACAUGGUACUGACAGAUUGUGUGUCACCACCCACCACCACCUGAAAUAUUCUUUUUUUCUUCUCCAAUUCAAAUUGGACGGUUGCACUUCUAU